AUGCGUUGUUUAAAAAUAUAUGCAAGAGAUGUAAAAGACCGUCAAGAAGUUACUCUAGAUGACUUUGGAGAGCCAAUUGGACCUGAUGACCAAACUGUUUCUGGCUUAGGCUAUUUCCUCGGAACUAUAGCAAGGAAUGCAAAUUUUUGUCCAUUGAUCUAUACAAAUUUCAAAGAGUUGCUUAAAGAUGAAACAGAUCCUAAGCGUCAUAAUUAUCAUAUUUGGAAAUAUAUUAAUACGAAGUUCAACAUUUCUGAAGAAGAAAAAAAGCAGUGUAUGCUCGAAUAA
This is a messenger RNA of Lathyrus sativus (Indian pea), 288 nucleotides long. The record is from the annotation of a GenBank genome assembly. NCBI's taxonomy places the organism in Eukaryota, Viridiplantae, Streptophyta, Magnoliopsida, Fabales, Fabaceae.